AUAAGUCAUAAAUUAGAGUGUUCUGUCAAAUGUUUUGGUUUAAUUUAGAUUAAUCAAAUAUAAUAAAAUAAAUUAUGGCACCAAGAAAAUUUGAAGUGGAUAGGAAAAAACAGGGUUCAUUAAGUUCGAGGAAAAAGAAGUACAUUAGACCAUUAGAUUAUCAAAAAUUGGCGAAGCAUCAAUUUUACAAUUUUUUAAGAGAUGUUAAAAGAAAUAUACCAGGAGUCACAUUCAACAAAUUUCAAUCUAAAGUAGCUCAAAUGUGGAGAAACAGCGGUAGAGAAAUUAAGAUGCCGUAUUCCCAGAUAGCUAGAAAGUCUAGAAGACGAUAUAGAGAUAUUCAGAGAUGCAAAAGAGCUUGGAAACAUAGAAUCAAAUCUACUAAAAUGGAAAUAAGAAGAAAACGGCUGAUUAAAUAAUCUUAUUAAUUCAAUUCAAAUGUGUGAUAAAUUAUUGUUAAAUUUGUAUGUCUUUAAUGAACUAUUUAAUUCUGA
Molecule: messenger RNA, 494 nt
Organism: Diorhabda carinulata
Lineage: Eukaryota; Metazoa; Arthropoda; Insecta; Coleoptera; Chrysomelidae
Exons: 2
Coding region: 75-419 (114 amino acids)
Source: RefSeq, a predicted model, not a curated record